UACACAUAAAAGGUUAACAGCAGAGAGGAAGAGUAAAAGUGCAAUGAAGGAUAAAGAAGUUAAAACAAGAAUGAAGAGAGGGUUUUGGAAACCUGAGGAGGACUUGAUAUUGAAGAAUUGUGUGGAGACUCAUGGAGAGGGAAACUGGGCUACCAUUUCUGAGAAGUCGGGAUUAUUGAGGAGUGGUAAGAGCUGCAGACUAAGGUGGAAAAAUUACCUGAGGCCAAACAUCAAGCGAGGAAUGAUGUCAGAAGAUGAAAAAGACCUCAUCAUAAGACUCCAUAAGCUUCUUGGCAACCGAUGGUCGCUAAUUGCUGGUAGGCUACCUGGAAGAACAGACAAUGAAGUUAAGAACUUCUGGAACACACAUUUGAACAACAAGAGAUCCUGUAAAGGCAAAAAGAAGCAUGUGAAGUCCAAGGAGGCAAAUACUCACAGCCCACAAGGCAAAACGCAACAGUGCCCUGCUGAGACAGUAAGAAACCAAGAAGUGGCCACCAAAACAGUUUUAGAUUCAUGGAUAGAAGAAAUGCAGGACUUUAACUGCAGCUUACUAUCACCUGUGAUGAAUAACAUGCCAUUUCUCGAAGACGAACCUUUUAUUCCCAUAUUGGACGACAUAGUCUUGCUUGAAGCAUUCACAAGCACUGGUAAAGAAGCAUGGAGUGAGAUUCAGACAUUCCUUUAGAAAUUUGUGGUAGUAUUACUCUGCUGCAUCCUUCAUAUAAGAGGACAAUUUCCACUAGUGCCAGAACAAGUUAACAACUCCCAUGCUAGAGGUUUCGGUUCUGAGCUUGUGCUUCAUCUGCUUGGAAAUGUGCAUGAGCUUAUUUGCUAAAUCAAUUUAUUCAUGUAUCAAGAGGUCAGAAAUGACAGAUCUCCCUUUUUCUAAAUAUCGGCUUCCUCUACUACUGCCAACUCCAACUAAGGAAUAGUAAUGAACUUCAUAUCAGAUAUUCGGCCUGUUACAAAAGCUA
Molecule: messenger RNA, 977 nt
Organism: Capsicum annuum
Lineage: Eukaryota; Viridiplantae; Streptophyta; Magnoliopsida; Solanales; Solanaceae
Product: transcription factor MYB82
Exons: 3
Coding region: 44-688 (214 amino acids)
Source: RefSeq, a predicted model, not a curated record